AUGAACAGGGCUCCCCUGAAGCGGUCCAGGAUCCUGCACAUGGCACUGAUGGGGGCUUCCGACCCCUUGGGAGAGGCAGAAGCCAUCAAGGAGAAGCCCUUUUUGCUGCGGGCAUUGCAGAUCACACUGGUGGUGUCCCUCUACUGGGUCACCUCCAUCUCCAUGGUGUUCCUUAACAAGUACCUGCUGGACAGCCCCUCCCUACAGCUGGACACCCCCAUCUUCGUCACCUUCUACCAGUGCCUGGUGACCACGCUGCUGUGCAAGAGCCUCAGCACACUGGCUGCCUUCUGCCCUGGUGCCAUGGACUUUCCCACCCUGCGCCUGGACCUCAGGGUGGCCCGCAGUGUCCUGCCCCUGUCAGUGGUCUUCAUCGGCAUGAUCACCUUCAAUAACCUCUGCCUCAAGUAUGUCGGGGUGGCAUUCUACAACGUGGGCCGCUCACUCACCACCGUCUUCAAUGUACUGCUAUCCUACCUGCUGCUCAAGCAGACCACCUCCUUCUAUGCCUUGCUCACCUGCGGCAUCAUCAUUGGUGGCUUCUGGCUUGGUGUGGACCAGGAGGGGGCUGAGGGUACCCUGUCUUGGACGGGCACCCUCUUUGGCGUGCUAGCCAGCCUUUGCGUCUCUCUCAACGCCAUCUACACCAAGAAGGUGCUCCCAGCAGUGGAUGGCAGCAUCUGGCGCCUGACCUUCUACAACAAUGUCAACGCCUGUGUCCUCUUCCUGCCCCUGCUCCUGCUGCUGGGGGAGCUUCAGACCCUCCUCAACUUUUCCCAGCUGGGCAGCGCCCACUUCUGGGGCAUGAUGACGCUGGGCGGGCUGUUUGGCUUUGCCAUCGGCUACGUGACAGGUCUACAGAUCAAGUUCACCAGCCCCCUGACCCAUAAUGUGUCUGGCACGGCCAAAGCCUGUGCCCAAACGGUGCUGGCUGUGCUCUACUACGAGGAGACCAAGAGCUUCCUCUGGUGGACAAGCAACAUGAUGGUGCUGGGGGGUUCCUCUGCCUACACCUGGGUCAGGGGCUGGGAGAUGAAGAAGAUUCAGGAGGAGCCCAGCCCCAAAGAGGAUGAGAAGAGCAGCAUGGGGGUGUGA
Molecule: messenger RNA, 1095 nt
Organism: Canis lupus familiaris (dog)
Lineage: Eukaryota; Metazoa; Chordata; Mammalia; Carnivora; Canidae
Gene: SLC35C1
Product: solute carrier family 35 member C1
Biological process (GO): GDP-fucose import into Golgi lumen; protein O-linked glycosylation via fucose
Cellular component (GO): Golgi apparatus
Molecular function (GO): antiporter activity
Source: RefSeq, marked inferred